Messenger RNA from Myxocyprinus asiaticus (Chinese sucker), 1425 nucleotides. Its product is annotated as retinol dehydrogenase 12-like. The transcript is spliced from 7 exons. The record is from RefSeq and is a predicted model, not a curated record. Lineage: Eukaryota; Metazoa; Chordata; Actinopteri; Cypriniformes; Catostomidae. The coding region runs from base 100 to 996 and encodes 298 amino acids.
UUGGAUCCGGACUGCAUAGUAAUAUGUCAUUCAUAAAAUGACAGAACGCUAGAGUAGAGCACCACAGUUUUCUGGGGGAAACUUGCCAAUAGUGGAACAAUGCACUCAAUAAGAAAUUUCUUCUGUGGUCAGUGGAGUUCUUCUGUAAGACUUGAUGAUAGAACAGUCAUAAUAACAGGAGCGAAUACAGGCAUAGGCAAAGAGACUGCUAGGGAUCUUGCAAAAAGAGGAGCUCGAGUCAUCAUGGCCUGUCGAGACUUGAAAAAGGCAGAGGAAGCCAGAAAAGAACUAAUGGAGGAUUCUGGAAACCAAAACAUUGUGAUCAAUAAACUUGAUUUAUCAGAUACCAAAUCAAUAAGGGCAUUUGCAGAACUCAUUAACAAAGAAGAAGAGCAAGUCAACAUCCUAAUCAAUAAUGCUGGCAUCAUGAUGUGUCCAUACUCAAAAACCGCAGAUGGCUUUGAGAUGCAAUUUGGUGUCAACCAUUUAGGACAUUUUCUUCUCACCUACCUACUACUGGACCUCCUAAAGAAAUCUGCCCCUGCUAGGAUCAUCAAUGUGGCUUCUGUUGCCCAUACGUGGGGCAGCAUCUGUUUGGAUGACAUAAACAGCGAGAAAAGCUACUCUCCCCGGAGGGCUUACGGGCAGAGCAAACUAGCGAACAUACUCUGCACACAUUCGUUGGCCAAAAGACUGCAGGGCACAGGUGUGACUGUGUACUCCCUCCAUCCUGGCGUGGUGCAGUCAGAGCUGUUUAGGAACCUCAGCAAGCCUGUGCAGAUAGCAGUCAAGGUCUUCCGCCCCUUCACCAAGACCACCGUGCAGGGGGCCCAGACCACCAUCUACUGUGCUGUGGAGUCAGAGCUGGACAUGGAAAGCGGAGGAUAUUAUAGUGACUGUGCCCCAGCGAGGUGUUCGAGAGAAGCUUCAGAUGAUGAAAUGGCUCAGAAACUCUGGGAACUCAGCUGUCAGAUGCUUGGCAUCACAUGGGACUGAAACACGUAUAGAAAACGUCUCUCAUCAGUCAUAGUUAUGAGAAGAGUGGAAUGAAAGCUUUUGUACUAAUGUCAUAGACUAGAGAAUGUAAACUGGAUUCAUACAAGCACGAUGUUUUAUAUUGUAUAUUACAUACUUUUUCAUGUCCCCCCCCUUCCCCCCAUGGCUGCAUUGGUGUAUGCUGUAAUUGUUUGAAUAGAAAUAUUGAAAUGUGAUGAAUUAAAAUGUAUUCUGGUCUGGCAAAUCCUUUUCUCGUGCAUUUGCAUUCAGGUUAUUUCGACCCAAGAGCUGACGUCAUAUCCACCAGGGGUAUCGCUAGGGCAAAGCCCCAAAUGUUAUUUGUUCGGAACUACCCAAACUGUAAAAAAGGAAUUGCUGAGCAAACUUAAAGGGAUAGUUCAUCCAAAAAUUAAAAUUCUCUCAUCAUUU